Molecule: messenger RNA, 4495 nt
Organism: Vigna angularis (adzuki bean)
Lineage: Eukaryota; Viridiplantae; Streptophyta; Magnoliopsida; Fabales; Fabaceae
Exons: 8
Coding region: 493-3156 (887 amino acids)
Biological process (GO): transcription by RNA polymerase I
Cellular component (GO): fibrillar center
Molecular function (GO): RNA polymerase I core promoter sequence-specific DNA binding
Source: RefSeq, a predicted model, not a curated record
GAUUCUUCCUCACUUCCUCUCUUCUUCACUCUCCAUCAUCCGCCGUUCACUGAACCAUUCACUGUCGUUCCGCCGUUCACUUGCAUUGCACUCACUUUAAAAAUUUUCUCAUUCGCGUACCCUCACAAGAGGGUUUCUCUCGUCUCCAUCAUCGAAGGCUCUCGCCACAGUUCAAGCGUUUUUGUUCCGGCCAAACAGUGAUUCGACCCGUGGAGGUAGGAGCUAACCGAGGUAGAUGUGGUUGAUGCUGCAAGUGUAGCUGCGUGUUCGUUCCCCUUUCGAAGUAAGGGUUUUUGUUUCGUAAUUACUCUCUGAGGAAAAUAGGGUAGAUAUUACAGCAAAUUCUCUUCAUCCAGGAGCAAUUAUAACCAAUAUUUAUAAGCCAGAGAUUAUUGGCGCUGUGCCAACAGUCAAGGGGUUCAACUCGGGAUGGUACUGGAGUUCACGACAGCGUAGUAAAUCAGCUUCUGAUUAAGGGAUUGUGCAAUUGCAAUGGAGCUCUCAGAAGAAUGGAAAUCAUUCUUCCCAGUGGGUUGCUCUACAGUAGCUCCUCUUCUUCUCUCCGGUUCCCCUUCUCUCCCUUUGGGUCCUCUUCUCUUCAACCCUAACCCUAAUUCGCUCUCCCUUAUCUUCUCUUCCACCUCUCUGCAACCCUCUCUUCACUACACUCCAUACCUCUUACCUUCACGAUUUCUUCUCUCUUCCCACCCUUCUUCCAUUCUCCCAUCCACCGCUUCUUCCAUCGCCUCCCUCUUCUCCUCCACCCAACAAAACAACGCCGCUUCCCCCUUCCUUCGCAACCGCCUCCACCUCCUCACCUACCCCCAUCGCCCUUAUGCCCUCAUUUUAUUUCCCACCGGCGACAACGACCACAAGCUCGCAUUUUUCACGCUCCGCUUCGAGGACUCUCGCUUCCAUACUCAGCUUGAUACUAAUGGCGACAUUUUUUAUGCGUCUACUGGCUCCUCGCACCGUAUCUUGAACAUUUCUGUUAACCCUGUUACUGAUUAUGACGAGGUUGAUGGAGUUAUCGGGUAUUUUCUGGCUACUACUCUGUAUUCCGUUCAUUGGUUCGUUGUGAGGCACAAUCAAAUUUUGGAUAGACCUAGUGUGCUCUGUUUGGGUGAUAAGAUGUUUAAGUCAUGCCCUGUGGCGCAUGCUUGUUGGAGUCCUCAUAUAUUGGAGGAGAGCUUGGUUUUGUUGGAGAGUGGCCAUUUGUUUUUGUUUGAUUUGGAGUGUUUUGGCUCUGGUGCUGGUUUCAAGGGGUCUAGGUUGAAGGUGCCCUGGAAUGAUUCUUCAGAGGGUAAAGUGUGGCUGAGUUGUGAGUUUAGUUGGCACCCCAGGAUUUUGGUUGUUGCGCAUUCGGAUGCUGUUUUCUUGGUUGAUUUGAGGCUGAAAGAGUGUAGUGUGAGUUGUUUGAUGAAUAUCGAGACACUGCGAAUGUAUGCUCCGGAUGAGAAUGAGCGGUUUCUUGCGUUGUCAAGGGCUGCUCCGGACAAUUUUUACUUUGCUGUGGCUUCUACUAGUGUUUUGCUUCUAUGUGAUGUGAGGAAGCCUUUGGUGCCGAUUUUGCAAUGGGUGCAUGGGAUUGAAGGGCCUAGCUUCAUGUCUGUAUUAAGGUUGUCAGAUUUGAGGUCCCACUCGAAGGAGGAUGAUUUUAAGGUGGCUUCUGAAUCUGGGUUUUGUAUUAUGUUAGGAUCCGUUUGGAAUUGUGAUUUCAAUAUCUUCUGCUAUGGGUCUAUAUUACCAUUUCGCAAAGGGUCUGUUACUUCAACGAUUAACCCAGCCAUUUGUGCUUGGGAGCUUCCACUUGAGAUUAAUUUGUCUGGUCAUGAGUGUCACUGUGGAAGUUGUCUCUUAAGGAAAGAGUUCUCGAAGGAUGCACUUCCUGAGUGGACUGAUUGGCAGCAAAAGAAAGAGAUAGUUUUGGGAUUUGGCAUUUUAAGGAAUAAACUUGCUGCAUUACUCACUGAACCUGAUGAAAAUGGGGGUUUUACACUGAUAAGGCUUACUUCAUCGGGAAAGUUUGAAUUGCAGAGAUAUCAUGCCUCUUGGGCUCCGACCAGAAACUUAGAAGAUUGCCCUGAUCAAGUAUUGUGUUUAAAUAGACACUUAUUGUAUCCCAUGAGUGAUGAGGAUUACAAAUUUCCAAAAAAUUAUAACUACCUAAAAUUGGAUUACCUUGACUCAUAUGCAAGUGGUGGACUCACUCGCUUCCUGGUUAGAAAACUAAAAAGAAACUUUAAGGAUGCUCAUGACAAAGAACCUUUUAGCGCAGAAGUGCAUGAGUUAUUGUGUGAGAAAUUAAAUGCUUGUGGAUUUGGUCAACUAAGAUCCUGUCCUGAAGUUACUUCUGUUUUUAAUGAUGUCAAGCUACCAGCAAGCUUACAUGAGGUUGCUUGGAGAAGAAUGUGGGCUGACUUACCUAUGGAACUGUUGCAGUUGGCGUUUUUGAGUCGUGCUGAAUGCCAUAAAGUUAUUGGAAACCUGGAUCACAAUAGGGUGGCAUUGGAGUCUUUAGCUGUUCCCGAACUUCCUCAAUUGCCUCCAUUCUUUUCAAGGAAAUCAUCACCGCACGGCAAUAAUGACAUUGUGGGUCCAGUUAUUCCUUUUCCUGUUCUUCUUGUGCUUAAUAAAUAUCGCAAUGGGUGCUCAAACUUGGAAGAAGGUGAAAUUUCAGUAGAAACAGAGCUUAGCCUCAAAUACAAAGAAGUUAUGCAGGUGGCUGGCGAGAUUGCUGUCUCAGCUUAUGGGCCUACACACCUUGAUGAUCAUGCAGUCUCCCUUGCUGAGGAUAGAGACGAAACCUGGGCUGGAUAUUCGAAACCAAAGUCUUUUUUGUUAUACCGUCCAGUUUCAUUCAACUUGUCUGCAGCCGACCAUGUACGUGAAAAGUCUGUUUAUAGUGACGCAAAUUAUGAUACAUUCAUUUCUCAUAUCCCAGAGAAGAAGUCCACUGAGCAGACUGAAUCUGUUGGCCAAGAGAUAUUUGAUGAUCUUUCCCCUGUUGAAUUGAGAUUUGAUGCUCCUGCGAAGAAGCUCGAACCUCUAGGUUUAAAGGCAUAUAAUCUAUUGAAGAGACAGAUGUCUAAAUGGCAACAAAGUUUUGAUUCGUAUAAGGAAUUUUGUAUUCAAUCUAGAUUUGAAAAAAAAUAGUUAACGGGUGAUCCCUCCUUUGUUCAUCGUCUUCCCCUUAAAACGUGGAUAUCUUAGAAGCAAAUGGAUCCCCUCCUCUUCCUAUAUGUUGCUUUUGGUUGAUUCUUGGAGACAGGUAUGGUUGGUGUAAUUUUAUGUAAGUAAUUGACAAUUAAAGAUGGUAGAGUUGAAGAAGAUGCUCCUGGUGAAAAGAGUCUCUUGUCAAUUUGAAGAGGAAGUAGGCAGCUAGUUCUCAAAAACUCUAAUCUAUUUGGCCGAUUUUAUACUGCUUCCUCCCAUCAUUCUUAGUCUGUAUAGGGGAAGAUGAUCUUCUUUUGUGGCUGGUUUACUUAGUGAACCUAAAAGGAGUUUAUCCUCUGCUUCCCCUCAAGAUGAUUCAGGAAUUGACAGAAGUACAGUCUAUCAAUUAUUUAUUGCUCAUACAAGAAUGAUAUUCUGUCUAAGCAACAUCGGUAUAGAUUUUAAAUCCUGUCUGGGUGAAUCUGAUAUUCACUCUUUGUGAUACAAGGCUCAUUAAAACAAGGAAGCAACGGGGUACCCAUCAUUCAAGAUAACAUCAAAUCCUUUUCUAAAAGGUGUCAUAAGGGAGAAAGAAAUAAGCAAUAUCCAGUGAUUUAUGCAUCUAAACACCUUUUCAGGACGUGGAUACAGUGAUCUUCCCCAAUGUCUAUCUAGUCUUUCCAUGAGUCCUUGCUGAUUAUGAGAGUGGAAAUCUUGUUUUGUCCAACCCAAAAACAAUUCACAGGCUUUAUUAACCAGUGCACUGCCAGACUCCUGAGGGUGAAGAUCAGUUUAGAAAAUGCAUGAGGAAUUCUUGGCCCGGUGUUGCUGGGAAGGGAAACACCUCUUAUGUGAAGGAAUUGAUUCUAUAAUUUUGUACACUCCCCAGUUCUUGGAGAAUCAAUCAACUCUUGAAUUUGUAGAGAAAACAGUCCGGCAAGAAGGCCAUCCUGUUGAAAAUGCUGGGGAUGCUGCCCUACCUCCAUGGGCCAAAGGUAGCCCUCGAGAGUUCAUCAGUAAGCAUUGGGAAGCUCGUGAUCCAGACUUUCUCAGAAAAUUUGCAUCACUGGAUAGACCUUAUUUUUGGAUACAAGCAAAGAGUGAAAGAAAGAUACAUUGAAAUCCUUAGCAGAAUCUUCUUGCAGCACACAUGUAAAUUUACAUGGAGGUAAUCAAAUUCAGUACAAGUUAAUGCUACAUUAUUUGUAACAGUAAAUGAAAGUGAUGCACUUCUUUUGGGUAUAUACACUUGAUCAGAAGAAAUUACCAUUAAGUUUAGCUACUCGUAACACACUUCAUCUUGAUUACUUGAGUUCUACAAGCUCAAUAUUCAAAUGUC